Messenger RNA from Dreissena polymorpha, 4904 nucleotides. RefSeq names its product UHRF1-binding protein 1-like. Bases 94 to 4686 code for a protein of 1530 amino acids. The transcript has 22 exons. Lineage: Eukaryota; Metazoa; Mollusca; Bivalvia; Myida; Dreissenidae. The record is from RefSeq and is a predicted model, not a curated record.
GUAAGCGCCUUACAAAAUGGAUUAAUACACAAACUAGAUCUAUAAACGAGAUUAUCGUGAUUAUUCUAAAUCUGAAACGAGUAAUAGAACACAAUGGGUUCACUUUUAAAGAACACAAUAUUGAAACAUCUUUCAAAAUUUGCAAAGAAUCUGUCCCCUGAUAAAAUCAACAUCAGCACUCUGAAGGGGGAGGGAGAGUUGUCCAACCUAGAGCUCAAUGAAACCAUACUCAUGGACCUGCUUGAUCUGCCCACAUGGAUGAGGCUUAGGAAGGCAUUCUGUAACAAAGUCAGCAUAAAGAUUCAAUGGACUAAAUUGAAAUCUCAGCCCAUUCGUUUAUUCCUAGAUGAGGUUGUUUUGGAGAUUGAGACGUGCUCAGAGCCACGGGAGCCCAACAGUGCCAGCCAGUUUGCCAACCAAAGGUCAGAAGGUCGCUAUGGUUUUGUGGACAAGGUCAUAGAUGGAAUCUAUGUCCAUAUCAACUCGGUUACUGUGCAGUUCAACUCACUGAAGUUCCAUGCCAAUCUGCAGCUGUCCAGACUGAAGGUAGAGAGUUUGACACCUAACUGGCAGGUGCCGACAGACAUCCGUCAGACCAGGAUACGCAGCGAGUCCACUGACGAGAUUCUCCUCUUUAAAGAAGUAGACUGGCAGACCACUCGUAUUGAAGCUAAUGCACGUGAAGAUGAGACGAGCCUUCCAUCCACUCCUCUGAGGUUGAUUGCCAACCAGUCUAAGAUCAGGAUUGUCCUCAAGAAGAAAUUAAGUGACUGCAGCUUGAUGUCAUCACGUGUCAUCUUCCUGCUGGACGACCUUCUCUGGGUGCUCACAGACACGCAGCUCAAGGCUGCCAUCCUGUACGCCAACUCCCUGCGAUCCAUCAUUGAGAAAUCUGGCGAACAGAGCAAAAGACUUGCAGCCCAGAAACUGCAGAAACAGACCUCAAGUUCAGCAGACCAGUUACUACUACAGCAGCAACAACAACAGCAGCGCCAACGCAGCGAGACCAACGAGGCCAAGCUGUUCCAGCGCUAUGAUGUCCUCACCACCUCAUACCAUCUCAUCACCAGCAGGGUGGACCUCCACCUGUGUGAUGAUACACCACUGGACAAAGAAUCAAGUCCGAAGCACAACAAGAGCAUCAACGGUGGUGCCAUGCAGGUUGUUUUCCAUCGUCUCUCCAUUGACUACUAUCCAUUCCACUAUGCAGAUGUGGAUUUAAUUUUGACCUCAGGUGGUGAGCGCAAGAACUGGUACCGGUACUCUGACAACCAAGGGUCCCGCAACUCUUGGGUACAGGAUCUCUUCACCCAGUUUCGAGAAGAAGCCAAAAAAGCCCGUGAAACAUGCAAGGUGGUCUCCCCAUCUCAGUCACCUGCUCACACCCUUAAAUCCCCGUCCCACCAGCCAAGAUCUCUCUCAAAUCCAGCUGCCAACCAAAACCAGUCAACAAGGAGUGGUCGACCUCCCCCUGCUCAAGUUCAAGGUCAUUCAACCCUAAGCGCAAGUAGGCCAAAAGUUACAAAACUCCUUGAAAGUUGCAUGGUUCUUAAAAUUGAAGAUUUCAUAAUCUACAUGGUGUCUACUGUGAACAACAAGAAGGGGACUCGUGGAAGUUCACCGCAGAAGUUUCUCAGCUCAGACAAGAAGGUGCUUCACCUGCCUGCAGACAUGUCCAUGGUUCAUAUUGAAUACACCGACUAUUUCUUCACUGAGGGGAUUGAUUAUCCAGUGCCCCAUGCCAACCUGUACAUCCUGGUGAACCCUGUGCGGCUACAUGUGGACUUCCUCACCAUUCUGUGGGCCAACUACUUCUCUCUCAACCUCCUGCAAAGUGUGGAGAGUCAGCAGGGAGAUCUGGAACGACAGUUGGAGCAUGUGGAUGUGAAACUGGAAGCACUGAUGCCUAGGCUGGUUGUGUCCAGUGAGGAAAAGGUGUCCAACCAGCCGGACAGGCCUGAGUCCCUGCAGAUCCAGUUAUCUAAGCUGACAGCAUCCAACACUCACUCUGAGUCAGGCUUCACUCUGGACAACCUCAAGACCAUACUCGACAGCUAUGCAGAUUGCGAUAUGUUUCACUCUGGGGACUUCCCAAACAAUCAUGACAACAAGCUCACAUCCAUACCUCAGAUUUUCUACGACUUUGCCAAUUCUCGGGUGAAUCCCUUUCUCUGUGAAUACGCCUUUGAUCUGGUGCGCGGCCAGUUACCGGAUGGUUUAAAUGGGAUGGACAGUUUGGAGGAGUCCAUUAAAGUGUUACUGAAGACAAAUACAUUAAAACGAGACAUGCGUUGUGAUAUAUGGACAGUGUCUGUAGACCAGGUAUGGCUGGAGUUUCUGGGUGUUCCCACUAGCAGGACACGGCCUGUACCUUUUGUGGAGUCCUUCCCUCUAACACUUUGGCUGUGUCAGCCCUCUCAGAUACCAGAGGGAGUGGUGCUGCCUAAGCACAAGUGGGCCAAACCCGUACAGGUGACAAGUGAGCCAGCCGUGGAAAGAGAGAGCCGUAGAAGCAGGAAGCUGUUGAAGCAGUAUUACUCAGACAGUGGGGAGGACUCCAGUACCACCGACUCGACGAGCGAGGCUGGUAUAUCAAGGUCUCAGUCACUUAGUAGCUGUGAUAAUCUUUCUGAAAAUGUGCAAUAUACCUCCCUUCAAGUCGCAGACUUCAAUUUAGUCGCCAAAAUCGGCAGCAAAAUACGAGCUCAGCUUAGCCAGCCCCAGUACUUGUUCCUGAUGCGUCUGGCUGACUCCCUUACCAACUUCCAGCUAGAACUCAAUGCAGACAUGGAGGACUGUUCAAAGAAUUCUUCCCAAUCCGCUGCAAAAACAUUUUCCAUCCCUUUAGUGAUUCCUGAUCUGGAGUUUGCCAUGGUGUGUCCCUAUAUAGCAGAGUUGCUUCCCUUGAGUAACUCUGCUGACCUUUUGAACUCUCCCACCGAGGCAUGUAUUCAAGGGAGUGAGGUCUACCACGUGGAAAUGGAACCUUCCGGUGAGGGGAUGGGGUACAAUCAGGGGUAUCCAGAGACUCAUGGUGAAAUAUAUGAGAGAGCCUUACAGGACCAGUAUCUUCAAGUGAAAUACAAUGAACAAGAUAUGGCGCCACAGGUAGAGAUAUCUAGCUACCCCAUAGACAGCUGCAUUCCCCACUCCCUGAGUGACUCUACAAUCAUGCUACACAGCCAGACAGGGGACAGCUUGCACAACCUCUCAGGUGUCCCCAAAGACGCUCAUUCCUCAGAGGACCUCGUGAAGAACCUGGACUCCACCCCUCAUAAUAUCAGCCAAUUGGCUGUCAGCGACUCAGGCCUCUCUUCUCUAGGGUCAAGCCAGCAAGGUCAGAGGUCAAGAUCAAACAGCAAACUGACUCCGACUUCUGUGAAAAAUUCACUUUCCUCGGGAGUGAGCAACAUUUCCAACUUCAUGGGGAAAAUAAAGAACAAGCUCGACCCCGAUGAGAUUGAUGAUGACAGCAUAUCCAUCAAGACAGACACGUCAGAUGAUGACUUUGAUUUUGUGAGUGUCGAAGAAAUAGAAGCGCCGGCCUUCAACCAUUCCCGUGUGUCUGAGACUGCAUCCAGUACGGAUACUGAUGAUCGGUCCAGUGUGUUUGCAGAAAGCACAUCUGCAUCAAAGGCUAAAGAACUGGUUUCUGUUGUGGUAUUCCGUCUGUCUGGCUCAGAGAUUUCCAUACAGACAGAGGGAGAGGACAUGUUCUUCUGUCUUCAGACCCGCGCCAUUGACUGUGAGGAGACAGGCAACAUUGUCUAUGAGGACUUCUACAACAAGCUGUCCUCCAAUGGAGGUAUCAUCCGAAUCCCAGCCAGCACACAGCCCAGGGUCUAUCCCAUCAAGUUCAAGAUGACUAUGGGCCCCACUGCAGGAAAGCUGGUCCCUAAAGGGGCAGAAUUGGGGCUGAUGGAGGUGUCUGCAAGGGACACUGGGUUCACAUUCCGCAUGUCCAGUCUACUGAAUAUGGGUGCCUUUGCACAGGACGAGAAGGUGUCCACUCCCAUACCCAUGCAGAUUACAGUGAAGAAUUUCAAUCUCACACUUGUUGAGGACAGACCACCCCCUGUGAAUGUUGUGAAACCACCAGAAGUCCCUCCUGUGCAGGUCAAUAUUCAGGACAUGUUCAUACUACGUCUUGACGAUGGAGAAUUCCGUAUAUCAACAGGUAUAAGCGAGUCUUUGUUUUCGAAAGAAACAAUUUCAUCAAUUAUUCCUAAUGGCCUUGAGAGUUUGACCAGGAAUAAAACUCCAGCCCCUGAUAUUUCAGCAAACCAGGACUCUGAUACUUCUGAGAAACUGAGAAAACUUCAAAAUGAAAAUGCACAAAUGAAAAUCUUGUUGACAAAACUUGAUAAUCAUACACAGAUGCAAGAUAGGCAAAUUGAAGAUCUUGAAAAGGCUAACAAAGUGAAUGAAGAAAUUAAACUAAAAAACAAAGAAUUCACAAGUAAGCUGCUAAAUGAAUAUGAGGAUUCUAGACGGGCUAGAAAUGAACUUGAAAAUGACAAUGCUCAGUUAUGUGAGAAAGUAGUGAAUCUAGAAGAGGAGGUGCAUAAUCUGACACUGGAGAAGAAUUCGUUGCUGUCAACGCUGCAGCUGAUGCAAGAUGAGCUCCUAGUGUCAGAACAGCAAAGGAAGCCCUCUGGCAGCCCUAGGACACACUCAUAUCAGUGAUUUAUGACAUACUGAACACAGAUACCUGCAACUCUGAUGGCUGUAGAGCACAUGCAUCAGUUACAGAAAUGUCAAAAACAACGACAGCAUGCUUUCCCAGCUUUUGGGUACCUUAAGGCAGCUAUAGUACAGCUGAAGCCAAAAAUAAUGAUUUCUUAUACAGAAAUCAGAUUUGUUAUUUAGCUUGUUGACUUGUGAGUCUUUAAAGGGGCCUUUUC